Molecule: messenger RNA, 1801 nt
Organism: Salpingoeca rosetta
Lineage: Eukaryota; Choanoflagellata; Craspedida; Salpingoecidae
Exons: 12
Coding region: 119-1801 (560 amino acids)
Biological process (GO): tRNA 3'-terminal CCA addition
Molecular function (GO): RNA binding; ATP:3'-cytidine-cytidine-tRNA adenylyltransferase activity
Source: RefSeq, a predicted model, not a curated record
CCGGUUAUCAGCCAAACAAGCAGUGUGGUGAAGCAGAACGCGACAAGAAGCACACCACACAUCGCACGCAUCACACAUCACACACAUCAAAUUGCACACCGCGCACCACACAAGCAUCAUGUCGGCGCGUGCGCACGCUGUGAUCGAGCAAGCGGCAGCCACAGGAAGGAUACGGCUGACGGAUCUGGAGCACCGCGUCUUUGCCCUCCUCAUCGAUGUGGUUCAGCGCUUCCAUUUGAAGGACACGUUGCGCGUUGCGGGUGGCUGGGUGCGCGACAAACUGCUUGGCCGUGAGUCCCUGGACAUUGACAUCACCACCGACAGCCUGUCAGGCUCCGAUCUCGCCCUUCACAUCGAACAGCUCCUCAAAGAGAAGAAUGAGAAGGAUGCAGCGCGGUUCAAGAUCUUGCCUGUGCCAGAACAGUCUGCUCACUUGCAGGUGUCCACCAUCAAGCUUUAUGACCUUGAAAUCGACCUCAACGCCCUUCGCACAGAGGUGUACGACCCCGAGAGCCGCAUCCCAAAGGUGUCACCGGGCACCAUCCUGGAGGACACGGCACGUCGCGACUUCACCAUCAACGCCCUCUACUACAACAUCAACCAGGACGCAAUUGAAGAUUUCACCGACACGGGCCUUAGCGAUCUUGACCUCGGCCUCGUGCGCACGCCCGCAGACCCGCUGCGGAGCUUCAAGGAGGAUCCACUGCGCGUGCUGCGGGCGAUCCGGUACACGGGCCGUUACGGCUUCAAGCUCGAAGACGCCGCCAGGCACGCCAUCCUUGACCCGCAGGUGAAGGAAUGUCUGCAGACGAAAGUGAGCAGGGAGCGCUAUGGCAUCGAGGUCGACAAGAUGUUCAAAGCAGACCACCCCCUCGCGUGUCUGUCGCUGCUGUGCAAUCUCGGUCUGUACGAUGUCGUGUUCCACAGCCCGGCAGAGUACCACCGCGACCCUACAAUGCAGAUGGUGCCCUUCCCCUACUUCCCCGUCCCGCUGCGCAUGAUUGAGCCGCGGCUCGUCAUGGAGGCUUCGCUCGAAAUCGCGAACCGCGCCAACAAAUCCAUCGUCGCAAAAGCACAGGACGGCGACCACCACGCCGUUCAGACGGUGCUCCUGUCCGCGUUCUUUUCUCCUCUUUGGGGUUACAUCUGCAGCCAGGACAAGAAGGUGACACACCGGAGCAUCGUGUACCACAUGCUGCGCAGGGGCAUCUGUCUGUCAAAGGCGAGCGCCGAAAUGAUUUGCCACAUGCUCUUCAGCGCACAGCAGUUUGCAGAGGUGUCUCGGCAAGUGUUGAAGUUGUACGUGGAGAAGCACGAGGAAGCUACAGCACCGCUCCCCGACGACCAGCAGCAGACACAGCAGCAACAACAGCAGCAGACACAGCAGCAACAACAGCAGCAGGGCGACGUGGACUUGGGUGACCUGCCCGCGGAUGUGCGAUUGGCCAUUGGAAAAGCAAUGGUGACCGCUGGCGAGCACUGGCGUGACGCAAUCAUCCUCUGCGACGUGUUUGCGCGCCAUUUCCACGCAUUUGUGAUUGAGCGGUACCUCCCAUCUGCACUCCUCAUGCCAUGGAUCGAGAAGUCCGGCCUCGUUGGCUGCUGGACCUGGCGUCCGCUGCUCAGCGGGCGUGACGUCAUGACUAUCCUUGACAUCAAGGGACCCAUGGUUGGGCGCCUCGUGCAACGCAUUUCGGACGAAAUGCUGCUGCAACCGCGCAUGACGCGCGAGGAAUGCGAGCAGUGGCUGAGGGACAACGUGCAAGCCCUCAUGGCAGAGUGUGACGUGGACAAGAAAUGA